AUGGAGCUCUUCUACUUCGUGCUGCCCGCGCCCAACGUAGAGAAAAGCAAGGCCUUCUUCACCAAGGUCUUUGGCUGGAAAGGCUACGGCGGUGGACAGGGUGGACAUGUCGACUGCACCAACACUCCCUGUGGUCUCGGCGGUGAUGUGAACGAGGUGUAUUUCACUACCUUGGAUCUCCGCGGGACGCUCGAAAAAGUCGUUGCCCACGGUGGUACCAUCGUGAAGGAGACGGAGAACUCUGUCGGCAAGGCUGCGCACUGUCAAGACAACCAGGGAGUUCACCUUUGGUUUCAAGAGCCCAGUGCUGACCCACAUAUCCGUGAGCAUGCGUUGAACCCCAAGCGUGGCUCCGCAAACAGCGACCUCUUCUUCUUCUCCAUCCCGGCCCCCGAGGAGGCUAAGGCCCUGGACUUCUACACGGGAGUCAUGGGCUGGACGUUUGAUGAGAAAAAGGCGAAAGGCGGCAUGGGCGUCCAGAACACCGUAGGCCCCAGUGGUGGGCUGUCUGUGGGCAACGCGAAAUCUCAGUAUCCCAGCCUCUGGUUCCGCGUGGAUUCCGCCGAGGAAACCGUCCGCCUGGUGAAAGAAGCAGGCGGUAAAGGGGAGAUAUUUGAGGCGCCCGAGGGCAUCAUGAGCCAAUGUGAGGAUGACCAAGGCGUUGAGUUCGGAAUUGUGCAGCCAGCGCCCGGCUACUGA
Symbiodinium sp. CCMP2456 is the source of this 699-nucleotide messenger RNA. The record is from the annotation of a GenBank genome assembly. NCBI's taxonomy places the organism in Eukaryota, Dinophyceae, Suessiales, Symbiodiniaceae.